GGUUGAUCGCCGCGAAGAACUUCAUUCCUCCUUCUCGACGUGUUUUUAACCUUUGUUCGUCUUCAUUGUUCUUCACUUCCUGUGUAAUCAAAACUCGCUUUCAUAUCCACUUCGCUCUCCUCAGCAAUUGUCUUCGGACUGCUCACUUAUUCAGUGUGGAUUUCAGUCGGUUUUCCACCUUCCAUGCUUGCCCCGAUUAUUGCUUACAUCUCCAAAAUAAUUUGUUCCUUGAACCUUGGCUCUUGUUUGCACAGAAGCCGAAUUCAGUGUGACUCCAGCUCGCACCAUCUCGAAAGCUGCUGUGACUUGUAUUUCCAGUUCACAAAAACGGGAGAAAUAGUAACACAACGGCCUAUUGAACCUGUUCCUCGUUCAGUUAUGAUCGUGGCUGAUCUCCGAUUCAGCUUCCCCCUGCCCGUCUGCUUGUUUAAAGGGCCAUAUAUUUGCUUAUUGCAGCCUUAGACGUGUUCAACCAUGGACUAUCCACAAUUCUUUGGGAGAGAUUAUUCCAAAAACUUUCACAACCUUUCAGAAGGCCAAGUCUAAAUAUUGAAGAUGUUGUCGCGACUUAAUUUGGCUGUAAGACCAUGUGUGCAUAUGUGCCGUUCUGUCCACACGAAGGAGAAGGGCAAACCACUGAUGUUGAGUCCCAGGACAAAUAAGGGCAUGGCAUUCACGUUAGAGGAACGACAGAUUCUUGGCCUGCAUGGACUUCUACCUCCUAAAAUAGAAACGCAAGAAAUUCAAGCAAUGCGCUUUAAACAGAAUCUGGAAAAAAUUCAUGAUCCUCUAACGAAGUACGUUUAUGUGAUGGGGAUACAGGAAAGGAAUGAAAAACUCUUCUAUAGGGUUUUGCUUGACAACAUUGAAGAGUUGCUGCCAAUUGUUUAUACACCGACAGUGGGCUUGGCCUGUUUACAGUAUGGACACAUCUUUAGAAGGCCAAAGGGUGUCUUUAUUUCCAUCCUGGACAAAGGUCAUGUUAGAUCAAUUCUUGACAACUGGCCAGAUACGAAUGUAAAGGCUGUAGUCGUAACAGAUGGAGAACGGAUAUUGGGACUUGGAGAUCUCGGUGUUUAUGGGAUGGGGAUCCCAGUUGGAAAGCUGUGCCUAUACACAACUUGUGCUGGAAUUGAUCCCCGUAGUUGUCUUCCUGUGUGCAUCGAUGUGGGCACUGACAAUGAGAUGCUGUUGAAAGAUCCCUUUUACAUGGGUCUUUACCAGAAGAGAGAUCGUUCACACUGCUAUGACGAACUUAUUGAUGAAUUUAUGGAAGCAAUUGCAGACAAGUAUGGUCGCAAUACCCUUAUUCAGUUUGAAGACUUUGGGAAUCAAAAUGCCUUUGGAUUUUUGAGGAGAUACCAAAAUAAAUAUUGUACAUUUAACGAUGAUAUUCAAGGCACAGCAGCAGUAGCACUGGCGGGACUGUUCUCAGCCCAGAGAGUGAUUAACAGACCAAUCAAGGAUCACAGGUUUUUGUUCCUCGGUGCAGGGGAGGCAGCCCUGGGAAUUGCUGAUUUGAUUGUGCUGGCCAUGAAAGAAACCGGAAUAUCAGAAGAGGAAGCUCAAAAGAAAAUAUGGAUGUUUGACAAAUAUGGCUUACUUUAUCAGGGUCGAUUGCAGCCGAUUGAUAAGCACCAAGAACCUUAUGUCCACACUGCACCUGAUCAGAAAAUUGAGACAUUUCUGGAUGUAGUUAAUACUUUACAGCCCACUGCUAUUAUUGGGGUAGCAGGUGCUGGAAGACUGUUCAGCAAAGAUGUGAUUAAUGCCAUGGGAAGGAUUAACGAACGACCUAUAAUUUUUGCACUGAGUAAUCCAACAGAGAAAGCUGAAUGUACUGCAGAGGAUGCAUAUACUUUAACCGAGGGAAGGUGCCUUUUUGCCAGCGGUAGUCCAUUUGACUCAGUUACUCUACCGGAUGGACGUGUAUUUCAACCAGGACAAGGAAAUAAUGCUUAUAUCUUCCCUGGUGUGGCACUGGCUGUAAUUCUUGUUGGGGUUCGUACGAUCAGCAGUCACGUUUUCUUGGCAGCUGCAAAGGCACUGGCUGAGCAGGUGACCAAUGUUGAGUUAGCCCAAGGGCGCCUUUAUCCACCCUUAUCUAAGAUCCGUAAAGUGUCCAUUCACACUGCAGCUAAGGUUGCAGAAUACUUGUAUGCAAAUAACAUGGCAUUCGAGUUUCCAGAACCUGAGGACAAAGAAGAGUAUUUUCUGUCAAAGGUUUGGAAGACGGACUAUGAGUCAUUCCUUCCAGAUGUUUAUGAUUGGCCAGAGUCUGCGACAAGGCUACCUAAGUUGUAGAUCUAUGCUUUGUUUAAAGAACUUCUUGUGUAUUUACUAAUUAUGGAAUGUUUUCCAGCUGGCAGCAGACCACUCUUUAAAUUCUCUAACUUGCCAAUCUCCUCCUCUUUGUACCUUGCAAAAUAACUUUAUGAACUUGAUCUGUUUUCCUGUUUCAUUAAUCACUAUUCAUAGGAAGUGUACAACUUAUUUCAAAGAAAGAAAGAACUUUGUUUAUAUGGUUUUCAUUGUCUUAGGAUGUCCUCAAGUACUUUAUAGCUAACUUAGUCUUUCAAUGAUGUAGCCAUUGUUCUGCAACAAAUGCAGUUACCAGUUUGAAAUACAGAUUUCUCUAAUUUUUAAUCUGAAAGAUGGUCCCUUCAACAAAGCAGCAGUACUUGAAUCUGUCUCAUUUGUGUCUUGAAAUCUUGAAGUUUUUGACUUAACUCGAGAGCCUGGGCACUGAGCCAAGUUCAAUGUUGCAGAACCUUGUAUGCAUUUAAAAAUAAAAAUGUUCUAUCACCUUUUGGAAAUCCGUUUUACUGGUAAAGCAUUAGAUACGAUACUACUUUCCUCAGAAAUUCUAAAACUUUUCACUAUGUUGGGUGAAAGUAUAUGUGAGUAUCCAGGAAAUGAUAACAUUUUCUAAAACUGCAAAGUCUGUAAUUGGAAGACAUACCUGAAGAUUCUGGUGUAUUUUUACAUAUUGAAUCAUAUUUUGGAUACUAUAUGGUGAAUGUGAAGGACAAAUGCCAGGAAUAAAAGAUUAAAAACACACAUUCUGUAAAUUUUUGGCUUUCACAUGUUCAAGAAACAGCUCUAAACUUCUCUGUUCCAGCCUCUACCAAUGCUGACUGAGAAUUUUCAGCAUAUUCUUCCCAGAUUUAGGGUAUCUUGCUUUUGUAUCCGGAGUUAAUCAGCUGGCUGAUAUUUGAAAAGGAAAACAAGAGUACUGCCUUGCUGGUCUUGAUUUUUUAAAAUACUUUUUUUGGGUAUUAAACCAUUGGUGAUAACAUUUGCAAUAUUAUUGAUUCUGCCACCAUGAUGGGUCUAGGCCCAAAACAACAGCUUUUUUGCUGUUAAGAUGCUGCUUGGCCUGCUGUGUUCAUCCAGCUCUACACUUCUAUUAUGUAUAGAUUUACUGUUGGUCUAUUUCAGUGUCAAUGUGCUGGCUGACCCCUUUUUACAGAUUUCUGAAAAGAUCCAAUCUAUUGCCUGAGCUGACCCCUCAGUGCACUUGACAAGCCUCUAUAGGAACUUGCUGCUCAAAAUCCUUGGCUUGAAAUAUGCCUUUACCUAAUUCAUUACAAACUAAAUGAAAAAGUGAGAGUUCUUGAGUAGUCACUAAGGGAUAUUGGAUUACAGGGUAGUUAGAUCUGUUCCACUUUUAAGUUUCAGUUGGUAGCUAUUCUGCAAAGGCUGAAUCUUUAUACAAUGGAAAGAGUGGCUUUAGGUGGAAAAACUGUGAAUCCGCACGAGACAAAUAGCGAUUUAAAAGAAAAUGUGUGCCAUUUCGAAUGUCUUGCACGUGUCUGCUCUAAAUCUGGACUAGCUGAGUGUCAACUAAAUGGGAUUAAUUUGAACUUUCCUAAGAUAAAAACCAAAUGGUAGCAAAUUAGUUGUGCAUUUUAAACUUUUACUGUUGACCUCUUCCAGCAUUUGUUGCUUGUUUGAUAAAGGAGUGUAAUUUCUGGUCACUUUGAAAUCCUGGAGAUGUUUACAAAGAAUUGGGCUGGAAUGGCACUAGUGUAUUUUGAGCUGUUGAUUGAGCCUGUUGAAUGUGUCGACACCUAUGAAGUGUAGAUGUAAAUUUUUGAGAUCAGUAACUUUUAAAAUGGACUAUAGCUGUAAUACUUUUUGAAACUUAAACACAAUUAUCAUCAGUGUCACAGUUCAGAAAAAUAUGAGAAGAGAAAUAGCUGUCUGCAAGAGAAACCAGGAAGGUUCUCGAAGCACUUUCCAAUUCAAAUCCUGCAUUUGAAUUAAUCAUUUUUCAUAAAUAAGACUUUGUGAUAGUGGGAAUUGUGACCUAAAACUUUGUCUCUGGUUUAUCCAAAACACUUGUCAGAGUGGAAUGCACUGAAAGACAUGCUUGCAUAUGGUAAAGGUUUUAUUUAUUGAUGAUCAGCGGUAACUUCUUGACACCAUACUGAUUUUAAAUUUUUUUUAAACCAUGAUUCUUGAUUCCCCUGCCUUGGAGUGUAGGCUUUGUGAUUUUACAAAUUUUCUUCAUGAAGUCUUGAGUUGAAUGUGAACAACAUUGGCAGAUUUACUGAUGGUCCAUGUGUUAUGUAUUGAUGUUUGUCAGUAAUUGCUUAUUACUGAAAUAAUAAAACAGUUUCCAGUA
Molecule: messenger RNA, 4630 nt
Organism: Stegostoma tigrinum
Lineage: Eukaryota; Metazoa; Chordata; Chondrichthyes; Orectolobiformes; Stegostomatidae
Gene: me2
Product: malic enzyme 2, NAD(+)-dependent, mitochondrial
Exons: 16
Coding region: 556-2304 (582 amino acids)
Biological process (GO): pyruvate metabolic process; malate metabolic process
Cellular component (GO): mitochondrion
Molecular function (GO): malate dehydrogenase (decarboxylating) (NADP+) activity; malate dehydrogenase (decarboxylating) (NAD+) activity; NAD binding
Source: RefSeq, a predicted model, not a curated record